Molecule: messenger RNA, 2996 nt
Organism: Sinocyclocheilus anshuiensis
Lineage: Eukaryota; Metazoa; Chordata; Actinopteri; Cypriniformes; Cyprinidae
Product: single-stranded DNA-binding protein 3-like
Exons: 18
Coding region: 184-1341 (385 amino acids)
Biological process (GO): positive regulation of transcription by RNA polymerase II
Cellular component (GO): nucleus
Molecular function (GO): protein binding; single-stranded DNA binding
Source: RefSeq, a predicted model, not a curated record
AAAUUCACCAGUAGACUGUUUCAAGUUCCCCCAGCAGAAACUGUGCCUGAUUUGUGGCCAAUGCUGGGGAUGUACGAAAAGGGAGGAAAACACUAAGCGGGUAGCUAUGGAGAUAGACCGUUUUCCUGGCCGCUUCCUUUGACAGGUGUUGAGUAGGUUAAAAGUCUUCAAACAGAGUCCACCAUGUACGCCAAAGGGAAAGGAGCUGUCGUUCCAUCCGAUAAUCAAGCCAGAGAGAAAUUAGCUUUAUACGUGUACGAGUACUUGUUGCAUGUUGGGGCCCAGAAAUCAGCACAGACCUUCCUUUCCGAGAUCCGAUGGGAGAAGAACAUUACGCUUGGAGAGCCUCCUGGAUUCCUCCAUUCAUGGUGGUGUGUAUUCUGGGAUUUGUACUGUGCCGCUCCAGACCGCCGGGAGACCUGCGAGCACUCCAGCGAGGCCAAGGCCUUCCACGACUAUAGUGCAGCAGCAGCCCCCAGCCCCGUAAUGGGCAACAUGCCCCCCAACGACGGCAUGCCGGGCGGACCCAUGCCCCCUGGUUUCUUUCAGGGGCCUCCCGGCUCGCAGCCAUCACCACACGCACAGCCUCCCCCACACAAUACCAGCAACCCCAUGAUGGGACCACACGGCCAGCCUUUUAUGUCUCCACGGUACCCUGGUGGACCUCGGCCAUCUCUUCGCAUGCCAAAUCAGCCUCCUGUAGGAGUUCCAGGAUCACAACCACUCCUGCCAAACAGUUUGGACCCAACCAGACCACAAGGACAUCCUAACAUGGGCGGUCCGAUGAGAAUGAAUCCUCCCAGGGGGAUGGGUGGCAUGGGCCCUCAGAACUAUGGUGGUAUGAGGCCUCCUCCCAACUCUCUAGGUGGUCCAGGCAUGCCCGGAAUGAACAUGGGUCCUGGAGGACGUGGCCCAUGGCCAAACCCGAAUGCUAACUCGAUAGCAUACUCCUCCUCAUCUCCAGGCAACUACGUGGGUCCUCCAGGAGGAGGUGGUCCACCAGGAACUCCCAUAAUGCCAAGCCCAGGAGACUCCACAAACUCCAGUGAAAAUAUCUAUACGAUGAUGAACCCUAUUGGACCAGGAGGAAACAGACCCAGUUUCCCCAUGGGUCCCGGUCCAGAUGGCCCAAUGGGCGGCAUGGGCGGCAUGGAACCCCAUCAUAUGAACGGAUCGUUAGGCUCUGGUGACAUGGAUGGGUUGCCAAAGAACUCCCCCAACAACAUGGCAGGGAUGAACAACCCACCGGGCACACCGCGGGAUGAUGGAGAAAUGGGAGGAAACUUCCUCAACCCAUUCCAAAGUGAAAGUUAUUCACCCAACAUGACGAUGAGUGUGUGAUUUCUUCUUGUUUUGUUUUAUUUGGGGUUUUCUUUUUCGUUUCGUUUUCAAACCCCCUCCAACCGCCCCGUUCCUUUUUUUAACCCCGUCCCCUUUUCACGUCGAUCAACCCCUGGCACCCUCUGCCCACGGAACUCUGGCUUUUUCUGCACAUCCUUCUGGGUUGUCUCACGAGCAGAGGACUCGCAUGAAAGUGGCCCAUCCCAGCUUGUGCAAAAUGGCCACCGGCAACAGGAAACAGUUCCAGAGCCACAGGAAGAGCUUGUUGACUGAAUCUCCCUGCCUCCCGGACUUCCUCUCUGGUUCAGGACACUAACGGGGCUGAACACACACAGGAAGGCAGGCACACGCUUCACCGGGCUGCUCACUUUAUGAUCUUUAAGAACUCACUCCACUUUUGUGAUUCGUUUUUUUAAUCUUGAAUGGAUGCAGUCGUUUUUACAGUGGAAAAUAUCUGCACCUUUUCCCUCCAUUUUAUUGUGUAAAUGCAAGAGGAAACUCUUUAAGAUGGGUCUGGCAAUGAACGUUUUCAUUAUUCUGUGUAUGUAUUGUAUUAUUAUCAAUUGUUGAUUUUAUUUGUAUUAAUAUUGUAAUGAUGGUUACUGAUUAGGUUUUAAUCUUUUUUUGAAAGGGGCACAUUGUAUGUAAACCACCAAUUGGGCAGAAAAAAAGCACACCUCCAUAAUGCACAAUAACAGUGUCAUGACUUUUGCAGGAAGUCUACACUAGGUUUUGUGUUUGCUGUGAAAUCUUCCCUCCCGCAGAUUAAAAAGGUAGCCGUACCUUUUCUUCUACGUCUCUAGUACACAUCUAUAUACAGGAAAUGUAGUUUCAUUGUCCCUGUUGAGUGAAUGUCUGAGGCCAUGAGGCUUGAGGCCCAAACCAGCAGCGACUUUAACCUCCUCAGACCAGCCUGUGCAUCCAACAACACGUUUUGGAGUCUCAAUCUAUCUGUAGAGAGGAAGUGAUGUCAUACCAGAGCCGGAAACAUGUGGUUAUACAACUAACUAGUGCUAAACUUGACUCAAACACAUGACAGAUGUCUGCUCACCGUGAUUCACAACUUAUUUAUUUGUUGUUUUUGUUCAUGAAUUGAUUUAUCGUGCACACGUCUCACAUGCGACCCGUCAGGACAUAUUGUACACAUGUAAAUAUGCCAGUCUAAGAUACCUCCUGAAGAUUUGUAUCAUUCUGUCCCUCGCCAGAGACCCACAUGCUUUCCUUCUGCAUGAAUCUGAACAGGGUGUCUCUAGUCACAUGACAUUACAAAUGAGGAUCCUGUCGGCUCGGUGCUCAUCAUACUGGAGAUUUUUUCGGGUGCAGGAAUAGAGCCCUCCUCCUCAAACACAUUUUGUUAAGUAUGUGUUCUGUAUUAUGUCUAAUCAUCUUCAAAAACGAGUUUAUGAGAUGAGGGGAUAGUAAUAGGACUUCCAGGGACUACUGAAUGAGGGAUACAUGAACUAAAUGUGCUCACAGCCUGUGUGUUUCAUAAUAUUAACAUGCAUUUUUUCAUUUUGUCUUUUGCGUUUGGUGUUAUGCAUUUUCUGUCUGUCUUUUAAAGGGAUAGUCCAUCCAAAAAUGAAAAUUCUGUCAUUUACUUGCGUCGUUCUCGUUCCAAAACUGUGACUUUCUAACUAAAGAGUUUCGAUUGCCAU